AUAUCACUGCUGAUCGAAGAAAUUGCACGAUUACGAACAGCGAUUCAGGCACUUCAAGAGUCACACAACGUACAAAUACAGCGAUUGGAGGAGAGCUUGGAUGCAAAACGACAGCACAUUAUCCGUUUAGAGAAUAGAAUAGGCAAAAGCGAUAAUGAUGAUAUGAAAAAAGAAAAUAGUAUUUUAAGAUCUGUUGAUUUAUCGACAACAACGACUGAUUCGAAACAAUUCCAAGAACUUUUAUUAGAACGUACAAAGGCAUUUGCUGCACAAAAUGAAGUACUGAAAUCAUCAAGCACUGAUGGAACGGCAGUGUCAUCUGUUAAUAAUCUUAAUAAUAACAAUAAUAAAUACAAUAUUAAUAAUAGCUUUCAUGAUAUCCUUACGCCAAUCCAACAACUCAAGAAUAUCAGUAAUAAAUUGAAUAACAAUAAUAAUAUCAAGUUAAAUCAAACCGAAACACGUCCAGCAUCAACGCCAUCGUCACUUUUACCGCCACCCCUUCAAAAUGUUGAGCAAUUCAGCUCGAUGUUGGGCGAAGAAAUUGUUAAUAAUUGGCGACAUUCUUCCUUUAUUGAUUUACCACCACCAUCACCAAUCAGCUCGACCGCUUCCAACGCACCUUCAACACUCUCGAAAUUGACCACAUCGAUGCAAAAUCGAAUGAUUAAUCACUUUCCAAAUUUCGCAGAUUGCUUAAACCAGAAUCAAAAUCACCACACACAAUCUGGUCAGGACGUCGAUAAAAGUAGUCAUCACGACGCAUCAUCGACGGCAAGUACUCCGAACCUUCAAGACGCACGUUCAGAAGAUAAUUUGAAUAGUCGUGGGGGCGUUACAACGCCUAUGUCAUUGCCGCCAAUAUCCAAGAGUCCCUCUGAGGACAAUCAUCCAUUAAUGCACAACGGUUCUGGUCCCUUCAACCCAUUACAGUUCAAUCCAUUUGGUGAACGAGGUAAUAAUCAUUUUAAAUUCGCUGAAGACCUUAAUCUACCUCCUGGUGCAAUGAUAGGACGCUUGGGCGAUUCACUGAUACCUAAAGGUGACCCAAUGGAGGCGCGUCUGCAGGAAAUGCUUCGCUACAACAUGGAUAAAUAUGCAAAUCAAAAUCUCGACACGCUUCACAUUUCGCGACGUGUUCGUGAAUUGUUAUCGGUUCAUAAUAUUGGCCAACGUUUGUUUGCCAAAUAUGUGUUGGGAUUGUCACAAGGAACUGUUUCAGAGCUGUUGUCGAAGCCAAAGCCUUGGGAUAAGUUGACAGAAAAGGGUCGUGAUAGCUAUCGUAAGAUGCAUGCUUGGGCCUGUGAUGAUCAAGCGGUGAUGCUUCUAAAGUCAUUGAUACCGAAGAAAGGUGAGUCAAUCGAUCUCCAUAUUUCAUAUUUUUAA
This is a messenger RNA of Clunio marinus, 1386 nucleotides long. The record is from the annotation of a GenBank genome assembly. NCBI's taxonomy places the organism in Eukaryota, Metazoa, Arthropoda, Insecta, Diptera, Chironomidae.